This is a messenger RNA of Amorphotheca resinae ATCC 22711, 1618 nucleotides long. RefSeq lists its product as hypothetical. The coding region runs from base 31 to 1578 and encodes 515 amino acids. Gene Ontology annotation, biological process: carbohydrate transport; transmembrane transport. The record is from RefSeq and is a predicted model, not a curated record. The transcript is spliced from 8 exons. Gene Ontology annotation, molecular function: carbohydrate:proton symporter activity. Lineage: Eukaryota; Fungi; Ascomycota; Leotiomycetes; Helotiales; Amorphothecaceae. Gene Ontology annotation, cellular component: membrane.
UAUCCAAAACAGAUUGUAUUGACCUUGUCUAUGGGAAGCGUCUGUUAUGGCUAUGAUUUUAGUGUCAUUAGUUCCAUAAUUGGCAUUCCAGCUUGGUAUUCGUACAUGGGUCUCACAGAAGAUAAAUCUCAGACUGCCCUGUACACCCAUUCCAACAACAUGAUCGGAGCGCUCUUUGGACUCUUUUCCGCCGGUGCAAUUUUUGGCGCUCUUUUCGUCGGCUGGAUGUGCGAUGCUUACGGGCGCAAGAAGUCUCUUAUGCUAGCCGCAGUAGUCAACAUCGUUGGUGGUGCGCUCCAGGCUGGUUCUGUCCAUAUUGGAAUGUUUAUUGCGGCACGAUUCGUUACCGGUUUCGCUGCAGCAAUGUUCGUCGCACUGGUACCCAUCUACAUCGCAGAAGUCGCCCCUCCUGCAACGCGAGGACUUUUGGUUGGACAGCAUGGUGCCUUCUUUCUCUUUGGCUACAGCAUGGCUGCUUGGUCAUCUGUUGGUUCCUUCUUUUCUAAGUACCCUCAGUUUCAAUGGCGGUUCCCCUUGUCGCUGCAGAUUCUCUGGCCCUCGCUGGUUCUCAUAUUCAUCAAAGGUUUACCGGAAUCACCUCGAUGGCUUAUUAGCCAUGGACGGGCUGAGGAAGCUUGGGACGUUCUUGGAAGGUUGCAUUACGACCCCAAAGAUGCCUCUCAGUCAUUUGCUCGCGAAGAGUUUCAUCAGAUAACUACACAGUUGGCCGCGGAUCACGCAACCUAUGGCCAUGUAACUAUCCUUGAUCUUUUCCGCAAGCCUCAUUUUGCGAAACGAAUGCUCUGUGCUGCAAUUGUUAUGUUCACUUCUCAAGCUGGUGGAAAUCUUUUAAUAGGUAACAUCAGUAUCCUGUGUAAAGGCCUGGGAUUCAGUGACAGUAUCUCGCUGGUUCUAGGCGCAGGUUAUAUCACCUGGGCAUGCGUAAUGAACUUUGCAAACGCCUCUUACCUCGACCGUCUAGGUCGUGUUCGCUCUCUACAAACAGUCAUUGGUUUCAGCUCUGGAGCAGUGAUGGUAGCCAUCGAAGCUGCGAUUGUUGCGAGAUUCGGGUCAUCGACUAACAAGCCCGCUUUGGCCGCUGGCGUCGCUCUUCUGUUCUUCUACAUCACAACCUACGCAGGAUUCUGUGAUACAACUAUCUACGUUUAUUGCUCAGAAAUAUUCCCAACUCACAUCCGUGCGAAGGGAAUGGCCUGGAGCAUCGCCAUAUUUAUGCUCUCGACUAUUCCAUUCCUCGAAUCUUCUACAACUGGCUUCUCAACCAUUGGUUGGAAGUAUUACAUGGUAUUUGUGUCGCUAGCCGUAGUUUGUUCCAUCGUCAUGUACUUCACCUGCCCAGAGACCAAAGGUCUAUCUCUUGAAGAAAUCAAUGGCCUGUUUGGAGACGAAGUGGCUGUCAACAUUACGAACUUGACGGAGGAACAAAAAGCAGCACUCGAUCAACAAAUUCGCCUCGACCAGCUUAGGGAGAAUGACAACGCCAGCACGGAUUUUACCGACGAUUCAAAAGAAAAGACCCCUAAGGAGCAGUCCAAGAGUGUGCUGGCGGAAGUGUAAUUAGACUCCCCUCAGUAUAAAGAGCGAAGCCCAACCAUAC